Messenger RNA from Meloidogyne enterolobii, 2921 nucleotides. The record is from the annotation of a GenBank genome assembly. Lineage: Eukaryota; Metazoa; Nematoda; Chromadorea; Rhabditida; Meloidogynidae.
CAUUUAUGGAUAAUAUUAGUUUGGAUUCUGUUUACGAGGCAGUAAAUGCGCUAAAUGGUCCUGAUCCAUCACGUAAUGGAGCGGCAAUAAAAUGGUUGGAGCAAUUUCAAAAAUCGAUUGAUGCUUGGACGAUUGCAGACAGAAUAUUAAAUGAAGCCCGGUCUUCUGAUGCUUGUCUUUUUGCAGCGCAAACAUUAAGAAAUAAAUUACUUUACCAAAUGCAUGAAUUGCCUUCUGAUUCUUAUGUCGCUUUAAGGGAUUCCCUUUUCAAUAUUGAAACUAAACUCGGUCGGAAUGUCUCUUCUAUUAUCGUUCAGAUUUGUGCUGCACUAUCAGAUUUAUACAUUCAGGUAGUAGAAUGGAGAGGGUUUAUUCCACAAUUGAUUGCUUUGUUUGGAGUUCAAGGGAAUACUCGCAAUCAACAAAUUUUUUUAAAUUUCUUCAAAAUUUUUCCUGAAGAGUUGUACAAUAGAAGAUUAAAAAUUGGGGAGAAUCGAAGACAAGAAAUUGAAUUAGAAAUGGCUGCAGAAACUGUUCAAGUGCUUAAUAUUUUGUCCCAAUUGUGUUCAUCACCUGAUGGCUCGUCUCCUUCUGUCACUCUUACAAAUUGCGUAAAUUGCCUUGCUUCUUGGUUACUAAAUAAACAAUGCCCAACUGAAAUUUUAGCCCAUUCUCCUUUACUUCAUUCUGUAAUUGGUUGUUUAACACAAAACAGCAUUGCUUCUGACCUACAUGAUGCUGCUACAGAAUGUUUAGUUAAUGCUUUUCAAUUAAUAAAUGAUGGAGAUAUUCCACCACAACAAAUUGAACUUGCAAGGAUUUUACAACAAGGAGUUUUACAUACUGGGGAGGCUUUUCGUUCUGCUGUUCGAGAUGAGGAUAGUGAUAAACUUAUUAACUAUACUCGUCUUUAUGCUGAACAUUGUGAAGCAUUUCUUACACAAAUUGCCAAACAUCCGGGUGAUGGAUUUGGAGAUCUACGUGGACUAGAAAUGCUUCAAAUAGUUAAUGAAUAUCAUGAUUAUAAUCUAGUUGAAAUGAGUUUUAAUGUUUGGUAUCGUUUAUCAGAAUAUCUUUACCAGUGUGAUGAACCUGAUUUUGAUGAACUCAGAAUAGCUUUCAAACCUUUUGUUGAAAAGCAUAUUUUGUCACUUUGUCGUCAUUGUAGAAUUGAUUCUGAUUCACAGGAAAUGUUGAGUGAGCGAUCUGAAUUAGCUGAAUUUAGAUAUAGAGCACAAGAAAGUGUUCGGGACGUUACAUUUAUAAUUGGAUCAGUGGAUUUAUUAAGACUUUUAAUGGAACAUUUAAAUACUUCAACUAGUUGGGAUCAAAUGGAAGCUAUUUUAUUUAUUAUCAGUUCUUUCAUAAAUAAUAUUGUGGAAAGUGAAAAGAUGGUUGUUCCAACACUUUUGGAUGCAAUUCUUAAAUUACCUUUGUCUGGUACCCAUAAGCAAUUGCUUAAAACAAGUGCACAAUUAUUGGGUAAUCUUCAAGAUUGGUUAAUAGCACAAACAAUUUCAGCACCAUCACAAGGAGAUUCUGAUUAUAUGGUUAGAACUUUUGAAUGGUUUUGUACACUUUUUGGAUUUGCUGAUGGUUGUAUGGCUUUAACAGUUGCUGAAAGCUUGGAAUUUUUAGUAGAACGGGGAUGUGGAGAAAUACAAAAACGAUCAUUACAUGAGCGAUAUUUAAAUAUUCUUUCUGGUUUAAUUUUGAGCGUUGAAAAGUCUCAAGGAAAGGCUCAAGAAAUGGAAAAAGCUGCUCAACAUUUGCUUAAAGCUUCAACUUAUUUAAUUAAUGAUUUGCCUUCUCCUCAACUUUGUUCUUUUCUUGAACUUCUUUCUAUAAAUUCUAAUUCUAUUCCUCCUGAUCCUCAAACUUCACCAAUUUCUACUACAACAAGUAACAAAGAAAAUAUUAGUGAUGCUUGGCAAACAUUUUCAACUGAUCCAAUUUUAUGGUUGGAUAGACUUUCUUCUGUUUGGAGAAUUCUCAAACCUUGGGAAAUUCAAUUAGAAUAUAAAAAAGGAAGUCAAAAACAAGAAUGUCCUUGGUUGCCUCUCUGCACAAGAGUCGUUCAAUGUACACUUGUUACAUUGCAGCAACAACAGGAAAAACAACGAGUUAUUGAGCAUUGUUGCAGAACUAUCCGUUUUUUAAUUCGUUCAAUGGGUCAACAAUCAAUUGUAUUUAUUGAACCUUUGGCUAAUCAAAUAAUUCUUGUCUAUGGACGUUUCCCUCAUUCGUGCCUUCUCUAUUUAGCUAGUAUACUUGUGGAUGAGUAUGGUAAUUUGGAAUUUGUACAGCCAGGAAUGCUCUCAAUGCUUGAAAAUUUGGCUACACGCGCACUUUUGUUACUUUCUUCUGUCCCUAAUGGUUUUGAAAUGAAUCCAGAUACAGUUGAUGACCUUUAUCGGUUAGUAGUUCGGUUUGUUCAGCGUUCUCCUUCUUCCGUUUUUUCCCACCAAAUAUCUGCUCAUCUUCUCCAGAAUGCUAUAAACGGGCUUAAUAUUUGUCAAGUAGAUGCUAAUCGAUCGCUAAGUAAAUUUAUAAUGGAAGUUAUUGAUGUUGCUGCUGGGAAAAGAAAAGAGACUUCCAUCCAAGUUGCUGAUGUUCAACGUGUAAAACAAUUAUUAUUGUCUUUAUGUCCACAAAUUAUGUUAUCAGCUGUUUCUGCUGCACUUUUUCAUUUAUCUACUUUAUUGAGUAAAGAAAUGGCUGAAAUUAUGUUUGGAUUAAUACAAUUAGAUAAACAAAAAGCAGAAGAAUGGUUAAAUUUUACUUGUUCACAAAUUCCUCAUGAUGGAGGGAAUAGUGCUACACCUGAACAACUUUUAGACUUUCGAACACGUGUACUAAGUGCUGUAAGAUCUUAUGACGUUAUUUUGGCUUUACGUGACUUGAGGAAAUUUUAUGCUUGA